Messenger RNA from Procambarus clarkii (red swamp crayfish), 7636 nucleotides. RefSeq names its product RAS oncogene family member Rab21 (gene Rab21). Gene Ontology annotation, biological process: Rab protein signal transduction. Gene Ontology annotation, cellular component: endosome; Golgi apparatus. Lineage: Eukaryota; Metazoa; Arthropoda; Malacostraca; Decapoda; Cambaridae. The record is from RefSeq and is a predicted model, not a curated record. Gene Ontology annotation, molecular function: GTP binding; GTPase activity.
UUGUGCGAGACUUUCAUUUGGUGAAGGUGUCAUGAGACUGUGGACGGUGGUGGCAGACUCACGACUCCCUUAUCUCCUCAUUAUCACUCACACCUCUCGCAGGCCUCGCUCCCUCACACCUCAUCUACCUUAUUACCCGCCUCUUGAACCAUGGCUGCUGCCACGGCGGGCGGGACACGCAGCUACAACUUCAAAAUUGUCCUCCUUGGUGAAGGGUGCGUGGGCAAGACCAGCUUAGUGCUCAGAUACGUCGAGGACAAGUUUAAUGAUCGACACAUUACUACAUUACAGGCUUCUUUCUUGACAAAGCGAAUAAAUCUAAGUGGUAAACGAGUUAACUUGGCUAUAUGGGAUACAGCUGGACAGGAGCGGUUUCAUGCUUUAGGACCUAUAUAUUACCGGGAAUCCCAUGGGGCUAUUCUUGUUUAUGACAUUACUGACGAGGAUUCAUUUCAGAAGGUCAAGAAUUGGGUACGUGAGCUAAGAAGAAUGCUUGGAAAUGAUAUAUGCCUCGUUAUAGCUGGAAACAAGAUUGACAUGGAAAAAGAACGGCAUGUUUCAAUUGAAGAAGCUGAAGCGUAUGCACAAGAAGUUGGUGCCUUACAUUUCCAAACAUCUGCUAAACAGAAUAAAGGAGUUGAAGAAUUAUUUUUAGAAUUGACUUGCAAGAUGCUAGACAAUGCUGUAACAAACGACCAACAGCGAAUCAACACACUCACUAGAGGAAAUUCCCGUAAUUUACAAAUUGUGGAUGACCAGGCAAAUCUUCCUUCACAGAAGUCUUCGUGUUGUAGUUCAUAAUCAGUUGUUUGCUUGCUAUCCAUAAGCUUCCUGAUGCUUGCAAAAGUAUUGUAUUUUUAAGUAAAAAUUAUAAAAUAUAUAUGCUCUGUCAUAUAUAAACAUAAAAAGGUCACAUCUUGGCCUCCGAAACAGCUUGUUACCCAAGUGUCUACAAAUAUUGAACUUGAUGAAUAAUCUUUUAAGAUUAUUUAUAAUGCAAAACAUUUCAGGACUGAAAUACAGUCUAACAUCAGUUUUCUUAUCAGUUUUACCUAUAUAAUUAUGUUAUCACUUGGUUGUUGUUUUUUUGUUGCAGUUAGAAAACUUAUUUUUCUAGAGAACCAUAUUUGUAGUCUUAAUUAUCCCCAAAGUCAUUAGCAUAGCAUUGGUUCUCCUUUUCAUCCUUCAAUUAAUUGGUGUACAUAAUCACUGAGUGUCCUGAGCCUAUUAGGCUCUAUUGUAUCUACAUAUUAAACUCUGUAUGGAGUCUGCCUCCACCCUUCCCUUCAUAGUGCAUUCCAUGUGUUUACUAUGAAAAAGCUCUGUUGGGUUUGACUAGUCACAGACUAGGUGAUUAAGUAGACAAAGCUUUGCCCAUGGCUAGAAAGGAGUUUGGUUGGUCACAGUGCAGUCUUAUUCACCAACACCUUCAUUGGAGACCUCAUCCAGCAGUGGUCUAAUGGCUGGAAACAUUUGCUAACUGCUACUUUAUAGAAAACUUUAUAAAUUAUUUUAUUGGUUAAUUAUUGUUGGAUAACUACUUUCAGAUACUGUAAUGAUUUGUAUAUAAUUUUUGUUCUCAUUUGGAGUUUAUUAAUAUAAUAUAUAUUCAAACUAAAUUAAUUUCAGUAAAAAUAGCAGCUUUAACAUAUGACAAUAUUACCUUCCUUUCAUGAAAAUAUUUAAUGUAAAUCACAACAGAUUUUGAUUGCUGUGACACUGUUAAUGAUGUGCCACAUCACACGUUCAUUCAUUUUUAGCACUGGAUGGAUGAUCAGAUCCUAAUUAUCUCAAAAACAGAUAAUGCGUAGGAAAGUGCAACCAAAUAAUAAUGGUAUAAUAUCUUUAGAAGCGAGAAUAGAGGCAAGAAUUAAGUUUUAUCAUGGCAGACUAUUCAAGGGUCCCAUGGCAGUCAUCACUGUAUCCUAAUAAUUUGCACAUGAUGGGGUAGGGAUGAAUGUCUUUUAUUAAGGGCAUCCUUUCUACAGGGUUCCCACAGUAGUCUCUACUAGCUCAAGUUAUCACAAGCUGAACAAAUCCACAAGGGCCAUGACGAGGAUUCGAACCUGCGUCCGGGAGCAUCCCAUUCUUGUGGAUUUGUUCAUUUGAUGCAUCACGUUAGUGUGAUCUGUGUGUGUAUCACAAGCUUGCAUUCUUUACUAUGUGAUAAGUAAUGUGGAUUUCGUACAGUAAUCUUUUGUAAAUGUGUAACCUAAACGAGUGUUGUCACUAUCAAAACUAUAAUCAUCUGAUAAUGAGGGAUUUAAGCAGCACCGAUAUCUCAUGGCUAAUUCCUUACUAAUAUUUUUAUACAGAAUUUGGUAAUGUACAAACAGUCAUAAACUUGACCUUAAUCCAUUUCCUCUUCAUUGAUCUUUUUUGAAUAUUUUUUUACAUAAUUUGUAAUUGCUACAUUUUCAUAAUGUUGCCCACAACUUGGACAUACAUACAGAGGUAAAUUUUUCUAAGGUAGUAUAGUUGGCUUCAUUCCCGUGCAGGAAUGAAGCCAACACAGGCUUCCAGUUCCCAACAAAAUUUUUAUAUACAUUUUUUUUUACUGCUAUAUGUGGUCAUAAACUGAGCAUGUCACCCUUUUCAACAUUUGUUUUAAUUUAUCUUUGCACAAUUUAUCAGGUUUUUGUCACAAAAUAUAUUUAUAUUCUCCUAUUCUACUAGUACAGUACUGUACUGUACUUCAUUUACUGUAUAUAGAUACAGUAAGACUAAUUUUAUCUGAAGUCAAAUAUCCAGGUUUUUGGAUAACUAAGCAAAGUGCCUAGAAAGUGCUUAUUGUAUUUCCUAAAAUAUGAUCUUGUACAGUACUCUACCAAGUAUAUAUGAUCUUGUACCUGUUUUUUUUUUUUUAUCUAGCUAGCUAUAUAUCUGUAAAUAUUGCUUUAAUUGUAUUAAUAUUGAAUUUGAAGAACAUGCAUUAGUAUUUGGGUGCAGCAAAGCUAUGAAGCUUAUUAAACAACACACAAUUUUGUAGUAAAACCAAGAGGUUUGAGUGAGAGUAAAGCCAUUAACAAUGAUGGUAAAUAGUGAGCAUGGUCCUGACCCAGCUACAGGUUGAGAUGGCUGAUUCAGGUAUCCAGGAGUAUGUGUUGAGAUGUUUGGAAGUAUGAUAAAGAUUUGUUGAAUAUUGUAUUCAGUCAGUAUAUUCUGCACUCAUUUGGAGAGCUGCUUGUUAGUUCAGUUAGCAUAUAAAGAACAUCUUUGAUACUUAUCUACAUUAUCAAAUGUUCGCUCCAUUUUCAUAUCCAGACUAAAAUGGUCAUCUGGUUGUUACAAAAAUCGGUAAAAUAUCACAUUAUGUAUUUUAUUUAGACAUAGGGAUUGGAUUUUAUUAUUUUAGUUAUGCCAGGAUAUACACACAUUAAUACGAUAUAUUUGUAAUGAUCUGUUAGAGGCAAUUCAGUUAAUUUCAUUGUAAUUAUUCUUGCCAAUACAAAUGCAGCUGGCAUCAAUUAUAAUCUUCAAUAAAACAGAAGUGCAUGCAGUGUUAGUAUUUUUAGCAACAAAUAAAUUUCAGUACCAGUAUUUAAAUUUUCAAUAAACUAGACGUCGGUGCCAUUAUAUAAAUGUUAUACGGUACUGUACUAAAUAUCGGACCUUGAAGCAAUGCAACUCUGUACAAUUUUAUUUUAAAUAUCUUUUAAUAAGGAUAUGGUAACUCCCUUUAUUGUGGUACAGUUGCCAUCCCCCCCUUUUACUGACCUAUAUAUGAUAGUAUUCAAAUCCUAUUGCCCCCACAGUCCUCCAUGGGGCAGUGGUGCAAACACACCCUUUCCCUGUGUUCAUGGGGGGGGGGGAAGAUUAGACUGAAGAGCCAUUUCUCAAUCUUGCAAAAUGGCAAGUCUCCCACACCCCAUGACAGUGGCAAGUUUGGUAAUGAUAAUGCAAACUAAUAACAUGUACAUACAGUAAAUAUAUUAUAUUAUCUUGAGAAAAAUUGGCAUUUUGCUUUUCAAAUUUAAAUGCAGAAGAAAUGUUAGAUCAUCUGUUAGAAGCUUUUCAUAUUUAGGUUUUAAACGUGCAUUGGUUCCAAUAGCUGCUACUGUGCUAGAUGUGUGUUCGUGCUAAACUCUGAAAUUAAAACUUGUUUUCAUUUGGAAUUUUACUUUCUUUUAAAAUUACUAUUUUCAUCUCACUUUUCAUUAUUGUUCUCCCCCUCUUCUCCUAACUUUUAUUUUCUGUUUUGUAUACUCUGAUAAUGUUUUCCAUCUCCUUAAUUUGUUAAUGUAAACUGAAUGUUUCACCUUUGUGAUAAUGCAGAAUUCUUUUGAAGUUAUUGUAUCAUUGCUCUUGGUGUUUGAAAUUGGAACAUAGUAAUUUUAUAACAAAAUUGAUUUACUCUGUGUUAAUUCUUGAGGCUUUGGAAACCACUGUCAUAUGAUGGAAGUAGCAGAGAGUAAGUUCCACAUUUAGGUCAUUUUACAUGUUCAAAUUGUAUGUGCAUCACAUUUAAGAAUACCAUACAUACUUAAAAUCCAAGAAUAUUAUGGUAAUAUUAAGUGAAUAGAAAGUCUGAUGAAGAUAUUGAUACUACAUUAAAUUCCUCAAAUACUUGCAUUCAUUGCCUCAGUCUCCCAUUGUCAACUUUAAAUACAUGUACAGAUAUGUAGAAUUUACUGGUGUCUCAAGUUAUGUAUGAUCCAUAACAUACCCUUAUUAUUUACAUUUAAUAAAUUGCAUUACAGUUACUGUAUGUGGCUAGAAUUAAAAUAUAAUGGCUAGAACUGCCUAAUUUGCCCUUCUUCAUAGCAUUUAAUUGCAUUAAAAUUUUAAUUAAUGGAAUAUUGUACUGCACAUAUCAGAUACCUUAGAUUGGGCCACAUUUCACCAUGAGUCUGGAAAUCUUCACAGCUGUAAUCCAUGCACUCUGCUCACUUAGAUGUGCUUGCAGGGUUGAACAUUUGCUCUUAAUCUUCACUUUUCAAUCUUGAGUACAAUGACUUUUCACUUAUCAUAUUUACGUUAAAAACUGUGUAUUGAAUUGGUGUCAAUAAUUUCUUUAUUUACCUAUUUUCAAGCUGAACUGAAGUAAUUUCUUCUGACAUCUCUGUAACUCAUUAGUAUCUUCAGUUUUCAUUUAUGUCCCCUCUUGUUCUGUUGUUCCUCACUUUCAGCAUUGCUUCUCAUAUCUACUUGGUCAAUUUCCCCUUAGGAUUUUUGUAUGUCAUUAUCAUGCCUUUCCUAUUCCUUCCUUUUUUCCAGUGUGGUGAGGCCCAGUUCUUUCUUUCUUCAUAGUUCAGGAAUAAGCCUUGUUGCAUAUCUUUUUGAGUUCCAUGCCAGGGCAACAUACUCGAGGAAGGGUCUCGUAUAGGAUGUACAGUAUAAGUACUGUACUCGGAAGGUUCUUUUCUCCAAGUUUCUGAAGGAUAUGUUGCCUGUUUGGCAUAUUAUCAGGAAUUAUAAGUUAUAUUUGAUAUGAUAAUUCUUUGAAGCCUUUGUUUUAAAUUUAAAUCCAGUGCUAACAUUACUUCCCUUUAUGAUUACUGAAUGUACACAAAUCGAUAACUCCAUGAUUUUACAUAAUAAAAUGUAGCCGUUUACCAGGCUCUUUGAUAUAGCAUGUCUCCUGUACUAGAUCCAUUUUGUGGACUACUCCUUUGAGAAAUCCCUAAGUAUCUUAUGCCUGGGUGAAAUUGAUUAGGCUGUACUGUAUUUGCUCCUAUUGUGCACCGUGAGGAAUGAUGCGUUUGUGAAGUACUAGUACUGUAGUUGCAUGCAGUCAAUUAUGAGAUGCAAGCUUGUAUUGUGUGUAAAAAUAGAGAUGUAUAUUUCUUUUAUAUAUCAAGUGGGUUGAAAUAAUUAAAUAAAAAAAUAUUUUAAACCAUAAAUAACACCAUAGCAUUGACAGUAUAGAAUGGCUUCAACACAGCUUGGUACAGUAUUUCAAAACUAUUCUUCCAAAUAAUUUAAAGAAUGUGUUUAGUGUUGUAAUCAGCACUAAUAUUAAACAUACCAGGUUCUUAAAAUCUGUAAUUUAUCCCAUAAUUGAAACCUGUGGGAAGGCUGGUUUAUGGAUAUAAGCAUGGUGUACUGUGCUAAUUUAAAUUACAGCACACACAGAAGAACAAAGUAUUAUAACAAUUUAGAUGUUCUGGUCUGUGCUACAAAUAGCAAAAAUAAUUAGCCUUGAAUGCAGGAAAUCCAAAUAUUAAUUUAAAAAACAAUCAUGUACUGCACAUGGAGUUCCUAUUAUUUCAUUAGAUAUGCUGUAAAAUCUACCCAUGUAGCAUGGUCAGCUUGGAAAGGUUUAUCUAAAUGCUACAGUGAGGCUGGUCAGUUUGUAGAAGUUUAUCUCAUUGUUAUAGCAUAACGGCUUGCAAUUUGACAUGAUAGAACUACUAGUAAUUUGUCAAAGUGAACGAUUGGUAAUGCCUGUGCUCUAAGGAAUUUUUCUACGAAUGAUUUGUAAUGUAUAAACUUCAUUUAUUAAUACAGAUGGUAUUUUGUGUGUGCAAUUCUAAUAAUUACAAAUCAAAAUAAUUUUAUUUUGUUUGAAUGUUAAGUGUUGUAAAAUCACUGUUGCUUUCUGUAUCUGGCUGAAAUGUACCAACUCAUUUACCGAUGUAAUAAAAUUGAGCAUUUUUUAAAUUGUUGCCAUGGUAACUAGUAAUGGUAUAUAAAAUGUUAGGAGCAGAAUUAAUGCAGUGUAUGGUUCUUGAGAUUAUACCACUUGAAUGAAUAUUUUGAAGAUUUUGAAAAUUUAUACUCUAGUGUUUAACCAAGGCUAAAAUCGAUUGUUACCUAUAGCAUUUUACAAUACACAAAACUCAAACAAGAAUGGGUGUAACAAAUCUGUGUCCAAAUAUAAUUAAAGGCACUUGAUAUUAAACAUGCAGUUUAAUGCUAUUCUUUCUUUUUGCACUUCAUAUCUUUUCCAUACAAGUUUUUUUGGAAUGAUUGAAAUCGGAUAAAAUAUAAGAACGACUACGUUAAUCACCACAACUUUUAUAUUGAUCCUCCUUUGUUUGAGGGUUUGUUCCAAGCUAGUAGAGUAGUAGUUUUAAGAUACAUGGAUUGUAUUAUCAGUGUAUGAAAUAAAACUUACCUAGUCAGUGUCUGGGUUAAAAUAGUUUUAUAGAUAUAAGACUGCUAUUGAAUUUGUAUGCAUGAUGUAUAGUAUAAUGUCUAUAUUUAUAUAUCUUUCUAAUUUAUUAUGAAUAAAGUAAAUAAGUUACACAAAAUUUGCAUCAAUACAUAGUAAAUGUGUGUCUGAGAAUUAAUAAAAUCAAAAGAUAAAGUGUAAACUAUUUGAAUAAUAGUUACAACGUGUACGAGUUCAUUUGAUAGUGUGGUAACCGUAUUAGACUGAACAGAUUGAGAUGCAGGUCAUGGUUAAGGAGAAAAUCUGAAGCUAUGUGUACUGUAUUUAAGAGCAGCUUUGUGAACACGAUUGGUGAUGGAUUAAAGUCUUCAAUGCAAUAGUAAAAUAUCAUUUUCUUAAUAUUUAAUUUAAACUAUAUCCUAAGAUCUGAAACCAAUAGAACUAUAUGAGUGAGUUAGUCAUAUUUCUUUAAGGUAUGUAGCACAUGGUCAAUAUAAAUUGUGUACUAUAUCAUUACAAAACUUGUAUUUUGCUACAUAUUUGUACCAAAGUUUAAUGAAAAUAAAGCCAAAUAUUUUA